Molecule: messenger RNA, 576 nt
Organism: Kluyveromyces marxianus DMKU3-1042
Lineage: Eukaryota; Fungi; Ascomycota; Saccharomycetes; Saccharomycetales; Saccharomycetaceae
Gene: CDC42
Product: Rho family GTPase CDC42
Exons: 1
Coding region: 1-576 (191 amino acids)
Biological process (GO): small GTPase-mediated signal transduction
Molecular function (GO): GTPase activity; GTP binding
Source: RefSeq, a predicted model, not a curated record
AUGCAAACUCUAAAGUGUGUUGUUAUAGGUGAUGGUGCUGUUGGGAAAACGUGUCUUCUAAUCUCAUACACCACCAACCAGUUCCCAGCAGAUUACGUUCCAACUGUUUUUGAUAACUAUGCUGUCACAGUAAUGAUUGGGGAUGAGCCAUAUACUCUAGGUCUUUUUGAUACUGCUGGUCAAGAAGAUUAUGAUAGAUUGAGGCCGUUAUCGUAUCCAUCAACGGACGUGUUCUUGGUUUGUUUCAGCGUUAUAUCUCCACCUUCUUUUGAGAACGUAAAAGAGAAGUGGUUCCCAGAGGUACAUCACCACUGUCCUGGUGUCCCCUGUUUGAUUGUGGGUACUCAGAUAGAUUUAAGAGACGACAAAGUCAUUAUUGAAAAAUUACAAAGACAAAGACUUCGUCCUAUUACUCCAGAGCAAGGUGAGAGACUAGCAAGAGAACUAAGGGCUGUGAAAUAUGUUGAGUGUUCCGCUCUUACUCAACGUGGUUUGAAGAACGUUUUCGAUGAGGCUAUUGUCGCUGCUUUGGAACCACCGGUCAUCAAAAAGAGUAAAAAAUGUACUAUAUUGUAA